GUACCAUACCGUACAUGCAUACCAUCAACAACCAUUAUCCUCGCUAGCUCGCUGAUCCCCAGUUUUCAAGCGAUAAUAGGCUCAGCCGAUACCUAACUUGUCAGUCUGAGCACUCUUUGCUUUAUUCAAAAAAGAAAAAACAGUUUUUGUACGAUGAAAGCCCUUCGUCUUUCCUUAGCCUUGCUCUUGGCAUGGAGCCCCACAGGUUGGGCAUUGUUCAAGAAGGGAGCCGCAAAGCCGUCUCUCAAGGAACGCCGUGCAUUGGCUAAGGCGGAAGCCCAAAAGUACCAGGAGCUUCGACAUCAAGGUGUCGAUGAAGUCAGUCAUACCAAAGAAGCAGCGCUCAUGCGCAAGUACCGCCUUCGCAAGAAGAAGCGAAAGGGAUUGUUCCUAAAGCGACCGGCAGAUCUGACAUCCAUUCUAUUCCCAGGAGUAGCUCCCGAAAACUUUCAGCCCAAGGAGCCCAUCUGGGCCAUUACCGAUUCGGUCCAAUCCAAAAAGACACAGUUGCCAUUUCGAUUCUAUGAAUUGCCAGGGUGCCCCAAGCCUGAAGCAGGAACAGCCUGGAAGAAAAACUUGAAGCAGCGACGUAAUCUCGGUGUUCGUUUGCAGGGAAAUCAACUCCUGCCGGCACCAUAUUCGUUUAAAACCAUUGAAGACCAAUUCUGCACGCCCCUGUGUCAGGUCAAAGUUGCUCCCAAAAAGACUAAAUGGCUCAAGAGUCUCAUUAACCGGCAGUAUCGCGUUCAAAUGAGUCUGGAUACGUUGCCUCUCCUGAUGAGAGACAAGAGUAUGAAUUUUGCUGUGCGUGGAUACCCCGUUGGAUUCAAACGGUCAUCCGACAAACCUGGCGCUAAAUCGGGUGAAUACUAUGUUUACAAUCAUCUCAAGUUUAUCAUUACCUAUCAAAUGGAUCGCAGCUCCUUUGAUGGCGUGCGGAUUACUGGAUUUGAUGUUCAGCCCACCAGCAUCCAACACGACUUGGUGGAUGGAGGAGAAAGCAAAGUAACGGCGAAGACUGUGGUCAGUUCCUGUCAUGGCACCCAGAGCGUUGCGAAUGAUCCCAAACGAUUCUUGCAGCUUCCUGCCGAUGGUGAAGGCAUGGAGAUUAUGUAUAGCUACGAGGUUGAAUGGCAGCAAUCGGAUCUCGCUUGGGCAGAUCGUUGGGAUGUCUACAUGAUCAACGUCCCGGAUGACGGUAUUCACUACUAUGCCAUUAUGAACUCCCUCAUGGUGGUCCUUUUCCUGACUGGAGCCAUUGCUACAAUCCUUGUCCGAACCUUGAAUCGAGAUAUUGCCGGCUACAAUGAACAAACGUUGGAAGACGCAAAAGAAGAGAGUGGCUGGAAGCUGUUGCACGGAGAUGUCUUUCGGCCACCAACAACCUACCCCAUGGCAUUGAGUGUCGUUACAGGAACAGGUGCACAAAUUGGCACUGCCUGUCUUUUGACUCUAAUCUGUGCAAUGGUCAAGUGGUUGAAUCCAAUGAAGAAGGGAGCCACACUGACUGCCAUUUUGAUUUUGUAUGUGCUCAGUGGAUUUGUUUCAGGCUAUGUUUCUUCCAGAAUGUACAAGUUUUGCAAGGGCAAAGACUGGAAACUCAACACCAUUGCUACAGCCGCUGCAUUGCCAGGCUCUUUGGUAUCCAUCUUUAUUAUUCUGAACAUCUUCCUUUCCUUUGCGGGUGCAGCAACAGCUGUCAGCUUCUGCACUAUUCUGGCAUUGUUUGGAAUGUGGAUGUGCAUCAGCACACCGUUGGUGUUUGUAGGUGCCCGCUAUGGAUUCAAAGAAGAACCCUUCAGUGUGCCAACCAAAACCACGCAAAUUCCUCGAGUCGUUCCUGAGUCACCAUGCCAUACUCGUCCACCCUGGUCCUUGCUCCUUGGUGGUCUGUUGCCAUUUGGAUCCGUUUGUCUCGAGGUCUUUUUCAUCAUGAACGCUCUAUGGUUGCAUCAAAUUUACUACAUGAUGGGGUUCCUCUUUAUUGUCUUGCUGAUCUUGACGGCAACCUGUGCAGAAGUGUCAAUCGUCAUGACCUACCUGCAGCUAGUGGAGGAAGAUCACCGUUGGUGGUGGAAGUCUUUUGGGAAUUGUGCCUCUGCUGGCUUCUUCCUCUUCCUUUACAGCCUAUGUUUCCUAGCUAGCCGACUAGAGCUGGUUGGCUUUCUUCCAGUUGUGGUCUAUGUGACCUACAUGUGGAUGAUAUCUGUUUGCUUUGGAUUGUUCUGUGGUAGUGUGGGUGUUCUUUCAAGUUUCUGGUUCAAUACCAAGAUCUAUGGGGCUAUCAAAGUCGACUAAAGCUUUGAUACAUGCUAGGUUUGCGAUCGAGGCACAUCGCAGAAAAUGGAUAAUGAUUUCACUAGCCACGCCUUUGCGGUUUUUUGUGAGUGGCUGAUGCGUGUAGAUGUGCUGAUGAACGGUCUCCGUUUAGGCUUUUAAAAGCUAGCCAACGGAUAAGUCAAGGCACUGAAAUUGUUGCUAACAAUAAAGUACCUAAAAGAAAGGAAACGAAAUUCACUAAACGUCUACAUUACUAGUUGCCGGUGAGAUGGUGACUGGCUUCUAUGCAUAGUUCUGUUUUGCAGAUUGCUGAUAUUGGCAAUCGUCCACAAAACUUUGUAUCGCAUGCACAACCCCGUACCGGUAUCGGUACCUAUACCGUAAAGGUAUCUGUAGCAGGCCAGCAGCUCAUCGCCAGGAUUUCCCGUAGAUUGCAAUGUUUCGUGGGGGUGUCCAACGCCUCGGGACUACUCAAACCUACAACUUUUGUGACAGACCGGUAUGGAAGGUACUGUCUUCAUCGAUUGACUACACAUAGCAACUGUGACACGGAUUCUGUGACGAAAGCAUGGACUGCAGGCUAGCCAUCACAUCCACAAACAGAUCAUCUCUUGCCACCAUCUUUCUUCUUAUUCCGUUGUUGUUGAUAGAUUUCUUCUGCUUCCUUUCGAGUUGGCACUUCGUUACUCAAGGACCAUGAUGCCCAGAACCACAGCAAGUUAAUACCAGCACCCAAGAUGGAAUACUCCUGAAUUCCCAUAUCGCCAAAUAGCGCUGUGAUUCCCGAAAGUCCUAAAGACAUGAGUGACUUUCCAAGUCGAUAUCCAAAGACACCAAUGACUUCCUUGCCCACAAAUCGGCUUUCAAAAUCCAAGGGUACGUAGACCAUUUCAUCCAGCAUUCUUCGAGCGGAGUAUUCCAGUACCUUCAUGACUAGCAGAGUGGUACUGACAACGUAAAGUGUUGGGUCUGGUUGACUGGCUUGGAAGGUUGUGAACAUCAUAGCAAUAAAGGGGACAAUACGCC
Seminavis robusta is the source of this 3306-nucleotide messenger RNA. Lineage: Eukaryota; Bacillariophyta; Bacillariophyceae; Naviculales; Naviculaceae. The record is from the annotation of a GenBank genome assembly.